Molecule: messenger RNA, 1590 nt
Organism: Rotaria sordida
Lineage: Eukaryota; Metazoa; Rotifera; Eurotatoria; Philodinida; Philodinidae
Source: the annotation of a GenBank genome assembly
AUGGGUUCUUAUGGUGAUAUAGAAUUACAUGUUGCUAGUUAUAAUGGACACAAUGAAUUUAUUCAAUUAUUAUUAACAGAUAGUGCAUUGAAAUCAUUUGAAAACAUUUCUAAUUCAUCAGCAUUCUAUAAUCAAUCUAGAAUAGACGAAAUUGAAAAAUUAUAUCAACAAGCUACGAAUUUAUGUUAUCUUCAGGAAAAUAUUCAAGAUUCUGAUUAUAUUGAAUGGUCAUUAAUUGGUGAUAAUCUAAUUAAAAAAUGUAAAAAAUUUCGUGAACAAAUAGAUUUAUAUAAAACGUAUGAUAAUCAUCAUCAUUUAAUAACGAAAUUACUCAUUGAAAUAAUUGAUUAUUAUUUAAAUGAAUAUUUAAUUGAACAAGAACAUUUAUCGAGACAUGAAGCGAAAACCGUUGAAUCUUAUUUUAAACAAGCAAUUGAGGAACAAAAUUAUUUAAAAUACUUUAUCAAAGCUUAUACAUUAACAAAUAAUUUUUAUCGUGUUCUAAAUAAACAUCUAGCAUUAUAUAUAUUAGAUUAUUUUGAUACAGCAUCUUAUUCUUCUUUGCCAACAAAAUAUCGUUUAAUUAAUUGUUUAGUACAUAUAGUUACAUUAGUAAUUAAUCAUCCAGAUAUACAUAAGUAUAGAUAUGAGGGUGUUUGUUUUCGUGGUUUAUUAAUGACGAAAAAGGAUUUGAAGAACUAUGCUAUUGGCAAUCACAUAUUAAAUCGAUCAUUUUUAUCAACAUCAAAAAGUUGUACGAUUGCUAAAAUAUUUGCUGAUAAUAGUCAACAAAAUACUUUAGAAGAAACAUCACAAAAUGAUCGUGAUUUAUCACAAGUAUCUGUGUUAUUAAAAUAUAAAAUUAAACAAAAUCAAACAGCGAUUGAUAUUGAACAUUUAUCAAUGAUACCAGAUGAAAAAGAAGUAUUAAUAUUACCAUUUUCAGUAUUUCAAGUUAAAGAUAGAAUUAGAAAUAGUUCAAAAACGUCUUCACCAGUAUUAUAUGAAAUUGAUUUAGAAGAAUGUGAAGAAGACAAAGAAACAAAUAACAGAAAAGACAAAAGUAGUUGUCCAACAAUGAUAAAUCGAUCUGUUUGGAAUGGUAGUGAACCAAGAAAUUAUACUAUUUUAUCAACACCUGUUCCUUAUAUUGGUAUAUAUCAUACAACUGGAUCACAAUGUACCACGCUUGAUUCUUGCAUGUCAAUAACACAAGAUUGGCAAAGAUUUCAUAUGAAUACAAGGAAUUGGUCUGAUAUUGGUUAUAAUUUUUUAGUUGGUGGUGAUGGCUAUAUAUUUGAGGGUAGAGGAUGGAAUUAUACGGGUGCACAUUGCAGAGGUUAUAAUCCACAAUCAAUUGGUAUUGGUGUUAUUGGUGAUUAUACUUCCAUUCAACCAUCUAAAUCAUUAGUAAAUGCUGUUAUAUCUUUAAUUACGUGUGGUAUUUCAUUUGGUUUUAUUCAAGCAAAUUAUACUUUUCUUGGACAUUGGGGUUAUGGUAUUAUUGAAUAUUAUAUGCUUCAUUUAAAUAGAUCUUCUAAUAGUAUACAAUAUUGUUUACCAACACCGACAACUGUUUCACUGAAAUAG